This is a messenger RNA of Neofelis nebulosa (Clouded leopard), 720 nucleotides long. RefSeq names its product G protein-coupled receptor 15 ligand (gene GPR15LG). The coding region runs from base 249 to 494 and encodes 81 amino acids. The record is from RefSeq and is a predicted model, not a curated record. Lineage: Eukaryota; Metazoa; Chordata; Mammalia; Carnivora; Felidae. The transcript is spliced from 3 exons. Gene Ontology annotation, molecular function: G protein-coupled receptor binding.
CUCCCGUGGCCGGGCAUUUAUAGCUCUGUGUGUUACAGUUCACUAAAUACUCUCAACUUCUCGAAAAGCUGGUUUUUUCCUCUUGGGAGCGGCUGACUCUACCCUUUAUGAGAAUUGCAAGCCUGCUGGUGCCCUGCCCAUUGGGAAACACCUCACUCUGUCACUCUAUAAAUGUCUGAGGUGGCCCCAAGGGAGGACUUGUGCAGCACCGCUGUCUCCCCAGGACGUGAAGUUCCCACCACCCCACCAUGAGGUUUCUAGUCCUCUCCAGAUUGCUCUGCAUCUUGCUCCUCUGCUUCUCCAUCUUCUCCGUGGAAGGGAGAAGGCAUUCUAGGCAUCUUGCCAAGCCCCGGAAAGGCAAGCUUUGCUGUUCCCGAGUUCCUAGUCCUGUCCCGACGGCCCAGAAAGGGCGCCAUGUGAGGAUCUGCAGACAGUGCAAAGUCAAGCCAGGGUCCCGCACUUGGGUAGUACCUGGGGCUCUCCCGCAAGUGUAAUGCUGCCCAAACAAGUCUGCACGCAAGUUGAGACCCUCAUGCCCAGUGCCUGAGGCACCCAGAAGUCUCAGGUUCUCUCAGGAUGCUCCUCUUGAAGCUGGGGCUGAGGGCAGAGAUGCCAAGAGCCUUGGCCCAGGGAAGCUUCUGCCCAUGAACCAUAAGCCUCUUCUCUUAAAGACACAACAUUUAUUCCCUGCUAUGUUGGAAUGUGCUCACGCUGCCUUUU